Paramacrobiotus metropolitanus is the source of this 5373-nucleotide messenger RNA. RefSeq lists its product as uncharacterized. The record is from RefSeq and is a predicted model, not a curated record. The transcript is spliced from 5 exons. Bases 204 to 4946 code for a protein of 1580 amino acids. Lineage: Eukaryota; Metazoa; Tardigrada; Eutardigrada; Parachela; Macrobiotidae.
ACAACAUUAGCCGUACUCGAAGGAUGGUGAAAAUGUUGCACGUGUACGAUACUUAAAAUACUGAGAUACGGAUUAUCUCAUAGAAUUAUAGAAAACACACGCUACGCUUUUUUAUGCCUAAUUGUAAGGUGUCCAGAAUACUUUUCAUUUUUUCCAUGAAUUUUUAUUGAGUGUACACCACGGAUUGUGCGAGUAUAAUUAUCAUGGAAAAAUCGAAAACGGCCGGUAAAUCGUUGGGUUCGAGUAAGAAACCCAAACCGACGGAGACCAACACAGCCCGCAGCAGCGCCGAUUCGGGGCGCGACCUUUUACCCCCCGAGGCACCCGUCCCGCCUCCUCCUCCAGUCGACCGUGUGACUCCUCCUCCGGGAGCACCCAGUACCCUACCGGAACGCAAGACCCCGGUGAAACUCCCCCGGAAUCUCCAUGUCCAGUUCGACGAGCAGGCGACGCGCAUUCCCGUUCCCUGGGAAGAUCCUGUACUAUCCCUUGUGGAGGAGGUCGCGGAGGUGAAGGCUCUUCCGGAGCGGCGAGCUCUUCCCACGGCGGAGCGGCCGGCGGCGAUAAUCAGGCCCAAGUACCCCUUCCGUCAUGCCGAGAUGGCGGCGCAGCGCCGCGCGGCGUACCAACAGCACGCGGCAGAUUUCGCGCUGUCGGAGGAGGUUUUCAAUGCCACGCCCAGUCGGGAGAGUAUCGUGUUCGAGGCGGAGGGGAAUCAAGCGGCGAAUAGUGCGCAAUUCGUUGCAGAAGAAAGCAGCAACGAGAUUCUGGAAACCGACGCCGACGGUGACCUUUACCCACCCAGCCCCGCUCACCGCCCGCCGGGCAACGCCAUCGAACAGCGUCCAGAUUUCGCGAUCUUCAGCCAGAAUUUCGGCGAAGACCCCGACGACCAACCACCCCCGUCGAUUUUCCAAACGACCAUCGCGAAAAAGAAAGCCCAAGUGCAGAACGAUCCCAACCAGAAGCUCCUCCUCCCGCCGCUCCCGGACCCCGUAGUCCCUCCACCGGUGACCUUUGCUAAAGAGGUCCCCGUGCCGAAAAUCCCGGAACCGAAAGCCGGCUCCAGUUUAAAGAUCACCACGACCCCGGAGCCGAAACCCAAUCAAAAGAGCGCACAGCCCAAAGCGACGACAGUGAAAACCAAAGCCCCGCCCAAUGCGCCGUCCAACGCCCGCAUGUCGCACAAGAAAGACGCGCCACUGAAUCUUACCAUGGAGACGCCGGUUCCCGUGGCGGAGGUCCCGGCGACCGUCGAGAAAGCGGAGAUCCAGGAACCGAAAGCGGAGGUUCCCGUUCCCAAAAAGUUCCCACCGUGGGAACGGAUCUUCGACUUCCGGGCGGAGGACUACCGGCUCCCGGUGGCGGUCGCCGGGAGCGGGUACGAUGGGGUUCCGGGACCCGUGGGCAUGAGAACCCAGUUUGUAGAAGAGCUGACCAGCCAUCGCUUCUUCCGCCGGUUCUUCGACGAGCUGGUUGAGAAAUGGACGCUGCACACGCUAGGUCCCGGUGGAGCGAUGACCCGUGAGGAAUUCGGGGAGAAAUUGAAGAACCACCCGGAGACGACGGUGGCGGAUCUGGUGGCGUUGUUGAAGAAUGCUGUGCGGAAUAAGGAAGUUCCCCCGCCGGCGACGUUGUUUGCCGGGUACGGAGAACGGAUCGUUCGAGAGCUGCGGGAAGCAUACGCGAUUAAUUUCCCGAAAUAUGACCGUGGAACGGCACACAUAUUUGACCCGGCGGCCGAACUUCCUUUCGAGCCAUGCAAUAAUUUAGCCCCUCCGCCGUCUUUCUUGCCGAAACCAGACUCGCCCAAACACACCACUUCAGCUAAACGGACAGGAAAGACCGUCCUCGAUCCGACGGUGAAAAUAAUUCGCCGGCUCUCGCAUUCCUGCUGGCCGGAAGAGCUCUUCCCAAAAACCAUCACCAAAAACCCGCAGCGGCCGCGCUACUUAUCCCCAACGGCCGCGUGGACUACGCACAUCGCCGCGCAAAAGGAAACCCAGCGUUCCAUCCGCUUGCGAAAGAAGCGCCCCAAAACCCGCGAUUUCGUCACGUUCUUCAGCCGCAACCCGGUGAAACCCCGCCCCAGUUUCCUCCAAAUAUUCACCGCAGCGCACCACCGUGCGAUUAUCCGAACGGCUCGAAAAUCCACUCGGAUCAGCGAGAUCCGUUUCAACCGGCAACCACGAACCCGGUCGUGCCGCAAACUCCAAACACCGUUCGCCGCCGAACCGUUCAUCGAUCAUCGGGACGAUUCCUGCGUCCCGGGGGUCCUCAGCCCGAAGAACCCGGUGUGGAAGCAUCUCCGCGAUGAAGCCCUGCAGUUCUACACCGCGGCGGCCCAUCCCAAGGACCGCAUGGUGGAAACCAGGUCGGAGCCGAAGGUCAACCAGUCUGAAGAGAAAAUCGUGGCGCCGGUGGAAAUUGCGUUGGAACCUAGUGUAACGGUUCCUUCUAGCGUUAAUCUGUACACCCCGGGUGGGUCCACCGGGGAUAACGUGUUCUCCAUCGCCGUCCCGGAGAAACGGACGAAACGCGCCGGUUCGGUCGGGAAACGGUCUCCGGAGACCGGGGUUAAGACGAACCCGGUGGUUCGUUCCGGUGUGUCUGGGUACUUCAAACAGGAACAGGGGAAAUCUCGGUCUAACUCGAAAUACAAGUUGGCGAACCUACCGAAAGAUUUCCGCUGGUCGCUGCUGAAAACCAAUGUGGGGAUUGACAAACUGUCGGAGGACACGGAAGAAACUUUCGAAGACCUUCCAGACGAGAAAAUAUCGUUUCACGAAGACCGAAAAUCGUCCGAUAACGAAACUGCGUUGACCGAAAGUUCCGCUACGAAAUCGAAUCAUUCGGUUAACGAAAUCAUGGAGGUCGCGAAGGUCUCCGCAACCAAGAGCUCCGAAAAGAACGACGAGCCGAUUCUCAAAGGAAAACCGAGUAUUAAGCAGACGAUCGCGAGGAACCCGAAACCGAAGACCAAACGCCGCUGUUAUUCGCUCCGGAACUUCGUUCAACCAGACGCCAAGAACCCGGUGCAUCCUCGACUUCAACGUUCCCUGAUCUUGUGCCAAAUCGCCCGGUCCGCAGCGACGAACCUCGGUCUCCCGAGGAAACACACCGGAUGCGGCGACACCAGCGCCACCAACGUUCCAAAACACUCAGUUUUGAAUCAGAACUUCUGGAAACAGAAAUCGCCGUUCGUCGCGGUUCUUCAUCCGAAAAUUCCGGCAACUCCGCUGAAAAGCUUCCGACCUUAUCUGGAGCAAAUGGAACGUGACCCGGAAAUGCAGUUGAUGGAGAACUUUUCGGUGGUCGACGGCAGCGCGUUAACAGUGACGCCGAAAACGCUUAACGAAGUGGAAAACGAGAUACGCUUUAAUAAAGCGUCCAGUUUCUUCCCGAACGAUUUAGUUGAGCGGUGUUUAAAGCAGUUGAAUAUUCGACCAUACGCUAAGAAAAGCUGCGUUAAUCGUGGACCAAUCAACGACCUUCUUUACUGCGACAACAAGUCCCUCGGUUUGUAUUUCUACACCAACCAGGAAAAACGCUUACGAAACGCGCGACAUUUAAUUCGCCGCUACACCGGUGAAUACCGCUACAACCAUCUUCAGCGAACCCAUCUAAAGAAGCAGUUUCAUGAUGCAACGCACGACGACAAGGUUCCCGCACCGGUCGAACCGAAACCGGAACCAGCGCCGCGAAAAACCUCGGUGAAACGUGAGCGCUCACUGGACCGCUCCUUAGGCACGACGGAGACAGAGGAAUCCGUCAAAUCCAAGAAGAAACCGGAGAAAAAGGACCGAAUUAAGACGGCGGCCGGGGAACCCGGGAAGGACCGUCGCGUCCCCACGGAGCUGAGCAGCAAACCCACCGAGGUGCAGUCGAUCGGGUUCGUCUCCGGGAAGACCGCGGCGACCGACGGGGAACGAACCGAAAAAGUGAUGAAUCUUACGACAGCGCGGAAGAACUUAAUCGCGCUGCCCAUCGGCGACGAACCUCCCCCGUGGUGGAAAUUAAGCGAACACGACUAUCAGAAUAAAAACCAGGAAGUGAAAAACCAGGAGAUUUGGAAGAGCGUCAAGUCCCGGUUGUUUGCGGCGAUGGAACAGGAAAAUGAUUUUGGGGAGGCGUUGGAGAAUUUCGGGUUUGCGAAACCGGGCGAACAAGGCGAAGCGAGUACAGUGAGAGUCUCGUGUUUGAGUGAACGUCGGGAUGUCGGUGAAGCGAAGGAUGAUUAUAGUUCGCAGCUGGAGUUCUUGAAGCGCCGGUUGGAGUAUUACGACAGCGCGGUCCGGUAUUUGCGUAGUAUGCUACCGGCAUCGGAUGACGAAGUUAUUAACGCUAAAUUAAAACAGCUGAAUUUGCUGCCCGAUGCGUCAAUGUCAGUACACAAACUGGAUGCAGAAGAUGUUGACGACGAUCUGGAGUAUCUUGCCGAAACGAUCGACACCCUGUCGCUUCAAGCAUCCAUCACCGAUCCCCACACCGCAGACUCCUUACGCACCCAUCUCUUCCUCAAAAUCCUGCGUCUCCGUCUCAUCGCUGGCCAUUUAAAACGCCAGUUCUUGCAGACACUCGACCAAAAACUAAACGAAGAAAACCAUCAACGCCUGUGCCGCAUCGCGGAUACUUUAACCAACACCCAACCAGCUCCACCGGGGUUCGUGGUAUCCCAAGCGGAGAAACGGUUUAUCGCAUCGCCACCGGCCAGUCCCGUGCGGCAUCUGAGUCCGCUGCGUCCUCGCCAGGAAUCCGUGACGGUAGCAGCUGCGGAAGAUAGCGACAGCGGGAAGAAGACACGCAAUGAAAAGGAGAAGGGCAAAGGGAAGAAGAAGGAGGAGAAGAAACCGCCGACCAGUAAAGGGAAGAAAGAAUCGGCUGUGCAGCUGCAGAGCAGCCGGGUGGAUUUGGGCAGCCCCAAGAAGAAGCCGGCGAAAGCGUAAAAAACCUGGUUUUCUGGUUGCGGUUGUAUCUGCUUGUAUGCUGCUUAUCACGGUUAUUAUCUUUUUCUUGAGUUUAUUGGCUUGUUUCCUACGACAGGCAUUAAUACACUUUAUGCACGAUAAAGUUUUGCGUUUACUUCCUGUUAACCAUGUGCGUUAAAUUUAUAUUUGCUGGUUUGUGUCAAAAACAGCAGUUAAUACGCUGUAUGGCCUUUGCGGCAAUUAUACGCUUUAUUCACGGAUCUAUAAUGCAUUUAAUAACCGUUUUUUUCCAUUUACUGGGUUGGUUCUAAAAAAGACAAACUACUAGUACGCUUUAUGACCUUUAUCCACAGUACUAUAAUGCGCUUAUAUUGAGUAUUGGCUUUAUCUCUUCUGUUUGCUAUCUUGUGUUUAAACCAGGCAUUAGUACGCUUUAUGACCUUUA